Messenger RNA from Knipowitschia caucasica, 894 nucleotides. The record is from the annotation of a GenBank genome assembly. NCBI's taxonomy places the organism in Eukaryota, Metazoa, Chordata, Actinopteri, Gobiiformes, Gobiidae.
AUGUGUGAGGAGGAGCAGCGAGGAGGCGCGAGACAGAGAGUGUGUGGAGGAGGAGGAGGUCAGAGAGUGUGGAGGAGGAGGUCAGAGUGUGUGGAGGAGGAGGUCAGAGAGGUAGAGGAGGAGAAGCUCAGAGAGUGUGGAGGAGGAGAAGCUCAGAGAGUGUGGAGGAGGAGAAGCUCAGAGAGUGUGGAGGAGGAGAAGCUCAGAGAGUGUGGAGGAGGAGAAGCUCAGAGAGUGUGGAGGAGGAGAAGCUCAGAGAGUGUGGAGGAGGAGAAGCUCAGAGAGUGUGGAGGAGGAGAAGCUCAGAGAGUGUGGAGGAGGAGAAGCUCAGAGAGUGUGGAGGAGGAGAAGCUCAGAGAGUGUGGAGGAGGAGAAGCUCAGAGAGUGUGGAGGAGGAGAAGCUCAGAGAGUGUGGAGGAGGAGAAGCUCAGAGAGUGUGGAGGAGGAGGUCAGAGAGUGUGGAGGAGGAGGUCAGAGAGUGUGGAGGAGGAGGUCAGAGAGUGUGGAGGAGGAGGUCAGAGAGUGUGGAGGAGGAGGUCAGAGAGUGUGGAGGAGGAGGUCAGAGAGUGUGGAGGAGGAGGUCAGAGGAGGUCACAGUGUGCGGAGGUGGAGGAGAAGGAGGAGGAGGUCACAGUGUGCGGAGGAGGAGGAGAAGGAGGAGGUCAGAGUGUGGAGCUGCUGACCUCACCCCUGUAUGACCCCAAACCCUCCCCUGAGUGUGCACCAGUGAGAGCUCUUUCACUGGUUCUUGUGGUUCCACGAGGAGAGCGUGGUAACCAUUUGUGGUCGGUCCGCUCCUGUGGAGAUGUGAGAGUCAGGUCUGUGGAGCAGGGAGUCUCCCUCAAACACUGCAGCAGCUUCAUGGAGCUAAAACAAAAAAGAACCAGAGCUUAA